UCCAGAACAUCCAACUCAAUACUCUUAUGAACGAAAAAAACUAUAUUAUCGUCCUUCUUUUACAGAAUGCCCAAAGAAUCUGCAAAAAGCAGUAAAUUUAUUUGAGAAGCCCGAAGAUGAACAUUUUGAUGCUAAUAAUUCUGUUCUAGAAACAGUUAUUAUUCAGAAUGAUGAGGAUGAGCCUAUCUAUAUUCCAAAUGAUAAGUACAAUUUAUUAUCUCCUGAUAUGACAAAUGAACAAGGAAUCACACUUUUUCGAGUGUAUAGCAGAAAAGUUGAUACAGCUAUAACCUAUUCUCCAGAAACUGGUAUAAAGCUAUAUCUCCUUAUUUGUAAAGCCAAACGUCUAAAUAAGCCUCAAGGAGGAGACUACAAUAAACUUUGCAGAAUACUUAAUGAUGCUGCAAAUAGCUUUAUUUUAUAUUGGGCAAAAAAAUGUAAAAGGGUUACUAAAGAAUUAAAGAAAUUGUUUUGUGAGAUGCGAUAG
Messenger RNA from Racocetra persica, 487 nucleotides. Lineage: Eukaryota; Fungi; Glomeromycota; Glomeromycetes; Diversisporales; Gigasporaceae. The record is from the annotation of a GenBank genome assembly.